AAUUAUCUAUCCUCCUAUUCUUCCUCCAACUGUGAAAAGCUGAAUAAAUAGAAGCAAUUUAUGAAGUGAACAAAUCCAAUCUCUCUCGUAUCCCUCUCAAUCGGAAUUGGCUUCCAUUCGCAAAUCACGAAACACAAAACCAAGAUGGAGAAAGCGAUCAACAGACAGAAGAUUCUGCUUCACCAUCUCAACCCUUCUUCAUCAAUUAAUCCCAAUGAUUCAUCCUCCCUCUAUGCUUCUGCAUGUUUGGCGGGAGAUAGUGCUGCUUAUCAAAGGACAUCUUCAUUUUGGGAUGAUGUCGUGAUUGUGGCUGCAUAUCGGACUCCACUUUGCAAAUCCAAACGUGGUGGUUUCAAAGACACUCUUGCUGAUGAUCUACUGGCUCCUGUUUUGAAGGCUGUCCUAGAGAAAACCAGCUUGAACCCUGGUGAAGUUGGUGACAUUGUGGUGGGUACUGUAUUGGCACCUGGAUCUCAGAGAGCUAGUGAAUGCCGAAUGGCUGCAUUUUAUGCUGGCUUUCCUGAAACUGUGCCUGUUAGGACAGUUAAUAGGCAAUGUUCUUCUGGGCUCCAAGCUGUUGCUGAUGUAGCUGCAGCUAUAAAAGCUGGAUUCUAUGACAUUGGUAUUGGUGCUGGUUUGGAAUCUAUGACAAGUAAUCCCAUGGGAUGGGAAGGAUCAGUGAAUCCUAAAGUAAAAUUGUUUGAACAAGCCCAAAAUUGUCUUCUUCCUAUGGGGAUUACCUCUGAAAAUGUUGCACAUCGCUUUGGGGUUUCAAGGAAGGAACAAGAUCAGGCUGCAGUCGAGUCUCACAGGCGAGCUGCUGCUGCUACUGCUUCUGGCAAAUUUAAAGAUGAAAUUAUUCCAGUUUCCACCAAGAUUGUGGACCCAAAAACAGGUGAGGAGAAAUCUGUCACGAUUUCUGUUGAUGAUGGAAUUCGACCUAGCACAACAUUGUCUGAUCUAGGGAAGCUUAAACCUGUGUUCAAGAAAGAUGGAAGCACUACUGCUGGUAAUUCUAGCCAGGUGACUGAUGGUGCAGCAGCUGUUCUGUUGAUGAAAAGAAGUGUUGCAGUGCAAAAGGGGCUACCCAUUCUUGGUGUAUUCAGGACUUUCUCCGCAGUUGGUGUUGAUCCUGCUAUCAUGGGCGUUGGCCCAGCUGCUGCAAUUCCUGUUGCUGUGAAGGCUGCAGGUCUAGAGCUUGAUGAUAUUGAUCUUUUUGAAAUAAAUGAGGCAUUUGCUUCCCAGUUUGUGUAUUGCCGUAACAAGCUAGGGCUUGAUCCAGAAAAGGUCAAUGUUAAUGGAGGUGCAAUGGCAAUUGGACAUCCUCUGGGUGCAACAGGUGCUCGAUGUGUAGCAACUCUGUUGCAUGAGAUGAAGAAACGUGGUAGGGACUGUCGAUUUGGAGUUAUAUCCAUGUGCAUAGGUACUGGAAUGGGAGCAGCUGCUGUUUUUGAGAGUGGUGAUUGUGCUGAUGAGCUACACAAUGCCCGAAAAGUGGAGCAUCUUCAUUUAUCCAAGGAUGCUCGCUAGAACUAGUUACUUCAUACUCACUUUGUUUGGUCAUCCAUUAAGAAUUCAAAAUAAAGCUUUGUUCUAUGAUAGUGAAAAUGUCAAUCACUGGUCAAGAUUUUUAUCCUUUUUAUAUUGUUCUAUUCAUAUUAAACUUGCAUUAGUUUGAGUUAUUUUUGUCUUUGACCUUACCAGCAGAGACUGUUGAGUGGAAAAUAUUGUAUCUAAGAAAAGACUUUUGAAUAAGCAUAAUUACUAAUAAAAGGUAGAUAGAUGUCAAAAAUUUAUAUUGUAUUCAAAACAUACCUAC
Abrus precatorius (Indian licorice) is the source of this 1819-nucleotide messenger RNA. Its product is annotated as 3-ketoacyl-CoA thiolase 2, peroxisomal. Gene Ontology annotation, molecular function: acetyl-CoA C-acyltransferase activity. Gene Ontology annotation, cellular component: peroxisome. Bases 145 to 1530 code for a protein of 461 amino acids. Lineage: Eukaryota; Viridiplantae; Streptophyta; Magnoliopsida; Fabales; Fabaceae. The record is from RefSeq and is a predicted model, not a curated record. The transcript is spliced from 14 exons. Gene Ontology annotation, biological process: phenylacetate catabolic process; fatty acid beta-oxidation.